AUGAAGUGGCUAACAGACAGCCUCAAAAGCUGUGUUGAAGCAUCUCAUGAGCCAAAAAACACAGGACAACGAGCAACUCUGAACACGACCCCAACAGCAGUCACAGAUGCGGAAUCAGAGACAACCUCAAGACCAAAAGAAGCAGAGCAGGCCGAUAACUGUCGGCUUGAAUGCCUUCCCCCGGAGGUCCGACGUUACAUCCUUUCGACACUGGAUCUUUCACACCUCAGCGCACUGGUUCACGCCUCCCCAACCUUCCACCAGCAAUACCUUGUCGACCGGAGGUAUCUCCUUUGCAAAAGCCUUGAGACGACCAUUGGUUGUUUGACCGUGGAGGCUUAUGCUAUUCAUCGUUUAUACGCUCCACAGAAUACCUCGGACUUCUUGGAGUGGUAUUCCGAGAAAUGCUCGCAGCGUGGAGUGGCAAUUACCGAUGACCUCACUGAAGGUGUAGCGUCGACCAUAGCUGGCUUUUAUUUACGUUCAGUUAAGCCCGUUGUGGAAGACUGCGCUCGCCGAAUGCUGGAUAAUCUGGCCAAGAGUGCAGGCAACAAUCAUGGCGACCAGCAAAAGAUUCGACCUUCUCGAACAGAGAUGAUGCGACUAACGCGAGCUGCAUACCGCUUCCAAUUACUCUGUCAACUCACCAGUCCCGAGAGGACUUUAAGCUCGUCUGCGGAAGAAAACCUGCUGGCCCUCCUCAACAUCAUCGAGCCAUGGGAGAUUGAGGAGCUUUUCGCUUUCUACCAGCUUGUCCUCGACGUUUACGACAAAGUCUUCACCAACAUUUACUGGGACCUGCACCCUGACAACCCAAAGUUCGACGACCAAGGUCGGCCUCCGACACCGGACGGCGCUUUCGACCUGGACAGUGGCUUUGUGCGUGAUAAUUUGCUAGAAGGGACAGCCAUACGCGGCCUCACAUUUUUGCACACGGUUCUCUUUCAAAUCAAAGAGCAUGAGCAUCUCGUAUCGACUAUGCAAAAGCGAAUCCGAAGCUCAUAUAUCCCGAUUAAUGGCAUGGUUGGAAUAUUUGGCGAAACGCAGCAGAUCAUACGGCGGCAGGAACAACCAUCUGAGAGGGAUCAAAUGGAAGCUGAUAGAGUCCCGUUGGUGUUUGUUCGAGACGAGCUGGAUAGGCCACCGCGAGCUUGGACGAUGAUUUGGGGAGAUACAUAUAGUAAUGUCUACGGCUUGCAUAUCCCAGAUGAAAUGCGAGGCUGGGGUUAUGUGUUCUGGGAUGAGGCGACGCUGGAAAGGACUGGAGGUGCUGAGUUGCUUAUACGCCAGUGGGAGGAGUCUUGGGGGGAUUAUGAUCCUCGAGAGGAUUUUGUGAGAUUCGAGGGUAUAGUCUAG
Molecule: messenger RNA, 1356 nt
Organism: Fusarium keratoplasticum
Lineage: Eukaryota; Fungi; Ascomycota; Sordariomycetes; Hypocreales; Nectriaceae
Exons: 2
Coding region: 1-1356 (451 amino acids)
Source: RefSeq, a predicted model, not a curated record